This is a messenger RNA of Agrilus planipennis (emerald ash borer), 1311 nucleotides long. Its product is annotated as collagen alpha-2(I) chain-like. Lineage: Eukaryota; Metazoa; Arthropoda; Insecta; Coleoptera; Buprestidae. The transcript is spliced from 4 exons. The record is from RefSeq and is a predicted model, not a curated record. The coding region runs from base 98 to 1147 and encodes 349 amino acids.
GAAUCGGAACGGUAUAAAACAGACAAGGGUUGCUUUGUCGUUGUCAGAACAAAUUCCGGCUCGUUCGAUUCUUACACAACAACAAACAACUACAAAAAUGCGUGCUUUGUUUGCAGUCGCGUUUCUUUUCACUGCUGCCCAUGCAUCCCAUUUGUUGGGACCAGUUGCAGGACCACUUAUUGCUCCAGCACCGAUCAUCCGGGGUCCUCAACUUGCCCCAAUCGUUCCCGUCCCAGCAAUCAGAGAAGGUGUAUCCAUUGAAGGACCUUCAGGUGCUGUAGAAACCGGACCAGCUGGAGUUUUAGUUAGAGGACCAGCACCCGCCGUAGUUGCAGGACCUGUCGCACCAGUUGCACCCAUUGCUCCAGUUGCAGCAAUCGGCGCUGUAGGACCAAUCGGAGCUGUAGGACCAGUUGGUCCUAUUGGACCUCUAGGACCUAUUGGACCUCUUGGAGCUAUUGGACCUCUUGGAGCUGUUGGACCUCUUGGAGCUAUUGGACCAAUUGGACCUAUUGGAGCUAUUGGACCUAUUGGAGCUAUUGGACCUAUUAGUCCUGUCGGACACAUUGGAGGCCUUGGACAUGGAAUUAUUGGGGCCCACGGCGGAUUACUUAAGGGAAUACUCCCAGUUGUUGUGUUCGCUGCUUUAACAGCCUCUAGCGCCAGCUUAAUAGGCGGUCACAUCGGAGGACAUGCCACGUUAGUAGGUCCAGGACACAGCGGCGUGCUGUUGAAAGGACCAGCACUGCAGGCGUCACUUGUGGGCUCUGAUGGAAGCCAUAUCUCCGCUGUAGCUGAUGCAGGGGCCCUUCAAGCUGCUCCACGGCACGGGGGUGUUGUAACUGCUGCUGUUUCACCAGGGCACAUUGGAAUUGCAGGCCCAGUAGUACACGCCGCUCCUGUGUUACACGCAGCUCCGAUAUUGCCUGCCGCCCCCAUAAUACAUGCCGCCCCUGUUCUUCCAGCGGUUGCGCCUGUCGUUCACGGUCACGCUCGUGUUGGAACUAUCAUUGAUGGACCAUCAGGUACCAUUAAAACAUCCGGAAAUGCUAACGGUGCCAUUUUAGCGCCCGUCGGUCACGCGAUCGGUGUUGCCCAUCACGGAGCAGUUAUUGGUGGACAUAGUCAUGGAUGGGGACAUCAUUAAGGGUCAAUUGAAAUCCUAGACGUUCUUCUUGAUUGAAUAUGUUUAUUUUGUCGUUUGUUUUUGUGCUGCUACAUUUUUUAUUUUUAUUAGUUGCGGUUUUCUGGAUUUGUCUGAUUUUUUCCAAUUGUAAAUUAUGAAUUUUAAUUAAAAGAUACUGCAAUCAA